GAUUUCUCAAAUUCACCGUAAUUUUGUCGCGACCCGAGAUACUGUUCAACGAUUGAAAGAAAUGUAUUUGACAGUCGAUCAAAUUCAAAAUAUGAUAGACAAUGAAAAACAGAAUAUUCUUGGGCCCGCAGAAAGCUUAUUAUUUAUCCAUUAUCAACUUUUCCGUUUACAGGAAUUUCGAGAUAUUACAAUGUAUCAAGCAAAUAUUUCAUCACAAGAUGAUGUGGUUCUUACACUAAAAAAAUAUUUUAAAAGAUUAGAUGAAGUGUCAGAAGAUUUUGAGAAUUACUUUUGGACACUAUCGAAAAAUAUUAUGAAUUUAGUUAGAAAUGGUCAGGGUUCUGUGAUCGUUCGUAUCGUUAAGGUGAUUGAAGCUGAAGAAAUAGCUGAUGAAAGGGCUACAACAGCUGAGCAUGCUAGACAUAGUCAUCAAAAUCUUGCAACAAAAUUUAAAUCUGUUCAAACAAGUCCUCGUGUGAUCAGAUCCUUCCGUAGUCAAUUUCAAGAUAAACUUCACGAUUCCAUUUCAGAAUUAUUUGAAGAUUUUUAUGGUAAAUAUAAAAAUGCCCCAGUAGAAUUAUUGGGUCAAUUAGAUUUCAUAUUUGAUGACUUAGCGGUAGUAUUUCAAGAGAUCGUACCACGUUUCCCUAAAAAAUAUAAUAUCUUUUCGGUUUUUGUUUUGGAGUAUCAUCAUCACGUUUAUAAUAUACUUGAUAGGAUUGUAAAGAAUGAUCCAGAUGCAGGAACGAUAUUAAGACUAAUUCGAUGGAUUCGGACGUAUUAUAAAAGAAUGAAUAAAGAAAUUCGUAUUUCUGAAGAUAUUCUUGAACCUCCUUUGCUUGAUGGACGAGAACAAGAUUUGAUUAAUGAUUAUCUUAAGUUAGUUCGUGAUUUAGUUGAUAAAUGGAUGAUGAAUUUGAUGGAUGGUGAAACUAAGGAUUUUAUAGAAAGAAGCAAAGCGCCAGAAGAGGCAGGCGAUCUGUAUUAUCUUUCUGGAUCAGUAUAUAUGUUUAAAAUUGUUAAUCAACAAAUCGAUGUUGCUGCAGAAUCAGGUCAAGGAAAAAUUUUAGCAGAUGUUGUCAAAGAAUGCUGUGAAGUUAUGUUGGAAACGCAACAAACUUGGAUGAAUUUAUUAAAAUCUGAACUGAAGAGACAAAUUGAAAAGCCUGAUGAAGUACCGCCAGGAUUUGUUGAUUAUGUCAUUGCUUUGGCAAAUGAUCAAAUUCGAUGUGCAGAUUUUACGGAUGAAGUUCUGAAUCGACUGGGGCCUUUAUUAUCUGAGAAGUAUAGAAAUCAAAUUAACAAUGAUCUUGAAGAAGCGAUGAAAGGAUUUUUAUCAGUCGCAAGAGCAGCAAAAGAUACACUAUUAGAUAUUGUUUUCAAUGAUCUUAAGAAGCCGUUCAGUCAAUUUUAUACAUCAGAUUGGUAUCAAGAAAAUCCAAUGCUGUUAAUUAUUGAGACCGUAAAAGACUAUACCUUUGACUUUUGUACUCAUUUAAAUGAAUAUUUAAGAGAUAAAAUUAUGACCAAUACUUUAGAACGUUUCAUUAUAGCAUAUAUUGAAGCAAUGCGCAAUAAAGGAGCCAAAUUUAAGAAACCAGAAUGUGUAACACGCAUAGUAAAUGAUAGAACGACGGCGUAUGCAUUUUUUCAACAACAUAUUCCAUCAAAAGAGUUAAAUAAUUCUUUUGAUCUAUUAGCGAGAAUUCAUACUCUAGUAGAAAGUCCACGUAAAUCAAUAUUUUUGGAUUAUUAUAAUCUUAAAAAAGCGUUUGGAGAUGUACCUAUUGGACUCAUUGAAGAUAUAUUGUCUAGAAGGGAUGAUUUGGACAGAUCUCAAAUUAAGGAAAUAAUGGAAAAUAUUAAAGCAAAAGUUAAAGAUACAGGAGAAUAUACUGGAACUCCUACAAUCUUAAGUAAACUUAAUUUUUAGAAAAAUUUUAGUACUAAAAUUUAUCUAAAUGAAUUAGAAAUUCUUCUUUUUAAUCUUUUUUGAGCUUAAAAUCUUAGUAAUAAUUUUAUGUCUGUUUACUGUAGUUCUAUUGUGGAACUUUAUUAUAAAAAUUUUGUUGUUUUAGAGUAAUCGCAGUAAGAUAAGGUGCACUUAUUGGAGGCUGUAAUGGAUCUAAACUCUUUUUCUUUAUAGUAGAAGAAAAAAAUUUAUUUAAUUUUAGUUAUAUUUAAUAAAAACAUUUGAACCUAUUUAUUAAUUAAUACAUGCCUCAAGCGGAUAAGUCAUAUCCG
Rhizophagus irregularis DAOM 181602=DAOM 197198 is the source of this 2244-nucleotide messenger RNA. NCBI's taxonomy places the organism in Eukaryota, Fungi, Glomeromycota, Glomeromycetes, Glomerales, Glomeraceae. The record is from RefSeq and is a predicted model, not a curated record.